This is a messenger RNA of Colius striatus (speckled mousebird), 2288 nucleotides long. RefSeq names its product DNA polymerase eta (gene POLH). The record is from RefSeq and is a predicted model, not a curated record. Lineage: Eukaryota; Metazoa; Chordata; Aves; Coliiformes; Coliidae. Bases 74 to 2155 code for a protein of 693 amino acids. The transcript has 10 exons. Gene Ontology annotation, biological process: response to radiation; error-prone translesion synthesis. Gene Ontology annotation, cellular component: site of double-strand break; nucleus; replication fork. Gene Ontology annotation, molecular function: DNA-directed DNA polymerase activity; damaged DNA binding.
CCCGCCCCGCCCCGCCGGGCCGGCGGGCGGCCAGUCGUUCAGUCGUUCGGGCGGGAAGCGGCGGCGGCGCGGGAUGUCGCGGGGCCGGGAGCGCGUGGUGGCCCUGGUGGACAUGGACUGCUUCUUCAUGCAGGUGGAGCAGCGGCUGGACCCGCAGCUGCGCGGCCGGCCCUGCGCCGUGGUGCAGUACACCCAGUGGCAGGGCGGCGGGAUCAUCGCGGUGAGCUACGAGGCCCGCGCCUUCGGCGUGACCCGCGGGAUGUGGGCGACGGAGGCGCGGGCGCUGUGCCCCGACCUGGCGCUGGCGCGGGUGCCGCAGGCGCGGGGCAAGGCCGACCUCACCCGGUACCGCGAGGCCAGCGUGGAGGUGAUGCAGGUGCUGUCGCGGUUCGCCGCCAUCGAGCGCGCCAGCAUCGACGAGGCGUACCUGGACCUCACCGGCAGCGUGCGGGAGCGCCUGCGGGCGCUGGCGGGGCGUCCGCUGCCCGCCGCGCUGCUGCCCACCACCUUCGUGCAGGGGCUGCCCGACGAGCCCGGCGCCCGGCCCGGCGGGAAGGAGGAGCUGCGGCAAUGUGGCUUAGAGGAGUGGCUGGCGUUGCUGUCGUUCGAUAACCCCGAUUGUCCUGAUCUGCAGCUGACGAUGGGUGCUGUAAUUGUGGAAGAAAUGAGGGUGGCUGUAGAAGCAGCCACUGGAUUCAGGUGUUCAGCUGGGAUUUCACACAACAAGACGCUGGCCAAGCUGGCCUGUGGCUUAAACAAGCCCAACAGGCAGACGCUGGUGCCUUCACGCUUUGUCCCACAGCUCUUCAGCCAACUGCCCGUCAGCAGUGUCCGUAACCUGGGAGGCAAGCUUGGCACUGCCAUCACAGACAUCCUGGGAGUAGAGUACAUUGGGCAGCUGACACAGUUCAGUGAGACAGAGCUCAAGACUCACUUUGGAGACAAAACUGGGUCCUGGCUCUAUGACUUGUGCAGAGGAAUUGAAGAUGAACCUGUCAAAAACCGGUACCUGCCCCAGUCCAUUGGCUGCAGCAAGAACUUCCCUGGCAGGACAGCCCUGGCCACACAGAAGGAGGUGCAACACUGGCUUCUGCAGCUGGCCUUGGAACUGGAAUCCAGACUGAUCAAGGACAGGAGCCAGAACCAGCGAGUGGCCAAGCAGCUGAUGGUGGUCAUCCGCAUGCAGGGGGACACCCGAGUGUCGCGCUUCUGUGCUCUGUCCCGCUAUGAUGCCCAGAAGAUGUGCAACGAUGCCUUUGCCCUCAUCCAAAACUGCAACGCAGCUGGGGCUCACCAGGCAGCCUGGUCACCACCACUCAUAUCAGUGCUUCUCUCGGCAAACAAGUUCUCAGAGCCUGCCACACUCCUCUCUGCCGGCAUUGCCACCUUCCUGACAAGUGAUACCCAGCCUGAUGGCUCUGCCACCACCAGCACCUCCUUGAGCAGGCCCAGGGUCAAGUUCUUCAGGAGCCCCAGCAAAGAGCUUAGGCAGAAGCCAGCUAAUGCUAUUGAGUCAUUCUUCCAAAAGGCGACAGACAGACAGCAGUCACCAUCAGCGGCAGCAACCAGCCUGCCCACUGCUAGCAUGGCAGAGUCACCUGUGCCCAGCUCCCUGAAGCACCGAGAGAGGGAUGGUGUUGGCCUCGUGUCUCUGCAGCGUGACCUGGAGUCCCCUGUGAAGCUGAGUCCCAGAGAGGGGAGCCCUACUUCUCCUGACAGGAGGUUUCCCUGUGAAAAGCCACAGUCUGAUGCUACACAAAUGCCCUCGCCACCACCCAGCUGCAGGACCCUUCUGAAAUUAGAGGCGGCUCUGGAGGGAAAGGAGCACAAUUUGCCACCCUCUCCUGAGCUCGCCCCGCUCCCUCCUGCCUCGCCGGAGGACCAGCAGCGCUGUGAGAAGUGCGGCCAGCUCGUGCUGGUGUGGGAGUUCCCAGAGCAUAUGGACUACCACUUUGCUCUGGAGCUGCAAAGCUCCUUCCUGGAGCCCAGCGCUCCCACGGCUCCAGCAGCAGCUCCCGGCCCAAAGACUGCGGCUUCCAGCUCUCCUGGCAAGGCAAAGAACAAGGCCAAGGCUCCAGCAGGAUCUAGUGCAAAACGACCCAGAGAAGGUGUGACAAGAACUUUAGAUUUUUUCUUUAAGCGUUUACCUCCUUAACUCCCAGUGGGGCUGGGAGAUUUUAGCUAAUCACUGUUUUUAAAGAAUCCGUGUUUUUAACUACAGCUUUUAUACAGCUGGCCAGCUUUGAAUGCAGGAAAGUCUAAUAAAUUAUAUCUACCCCACAUCUAAA